UGCCAUAGAACUAGAGGCGAUAAACUCAUACGAUUCUCUACAUCCUAUAAUUGGUACUUUACGACGAAAUUCAAGGACAAAAGAAGCGAUUUGUGAUAUGGCUCCCAUUAUUUUAAGAAACACUUACACAAUAGUACCGGCUGAACCAACAUGGACCGGUCGGUUUCCAUUAGCCGAAUGGGAUCAAGUUGGCACAAUAACUCACGUUCCCACAGUUUACUUCUACGACAAGCCAUCUGACUCCUUCCAAGGCAAUGUAGUCGAGACCCUAAAACACUCGUUGAGCCGUGCGCUAUUCCAUUUCUACCCUUUAGCUGGUCGUCUUCGGUGGCUCUCUCGCGGCCGGUUAGAGCUCGACUGUAAUGCUGCCGGAGCGACCCUCAUCGUAGCUGAAUCCGAGGCAGAGCUUUCGGAUUUCAACAAUAUCUUAGGGACGCCUGAAUUCGAGAAACUUGUGCCACAAGUAAACUACAAAUCCCCUAUCGAAACAAUCCCUCUCUUUUUAGCUCAGGUCACCAAAUUCAAAUGCGGCCGAAUAAGCCUCAGCAUCAGAGUUUCACAUGCAGUCGUAGAUGGACAAAGCGCGCUUCACUUCAUGUCGGAAUGGGGAAGAAUCGCGCGUGGUGAACCACUUAAAACCAUUCCAUUUAUGGACCGCAAAAUCCUCUGGGCUGGUGAACCGCUUCCACCAUUUGCUUCGUCUCCUCAGUACGAAGGUAAAGAGUUUGAAGAGCCGCCUUUACUGAUCGGUAAAACGAACUGUGUAGAAGAAAGAGAGAAGGAAACGGUUGUGGCGAUGCUAAAGCUAAGCAAAAUACAGCUUGAGAAGCUUAGGAGUAGAGUGAAUACAAGCGAAUACGCUGAGCCGGCGAGAGGGUUUACAAGGUACGAGACGGUCACGGGACACGUAUGGAGGUGCGCGUGUAAAGCACGUGGGCACUCGCCAGAGCAACCCACGGGUUUGGUAAUCUGUGUAGAUGUUCGUAGUAGGGUGCAGCCACCUCUGCCACGUGGCUACUUUGGCAAUGCCACUCUUGAUGUGGUCGCAGAAAGCACCUCAGGUGAACUGAUAUCGAAUGACUUGGGCUUCGCGGCGGGAAAAAUCAGUAAAGCCAUAAAGAAUGUUACAAACGAAUACGUGAUGACCGGGAUAGAGUAUCUAAAAAACCACGAGGAUCUGAAAGAGUUUCAAGAUAUGCAUACUCUGGGAAGAAAGGAAGGUCCAUUUUAUGGGAACCCUAAUCUUGGACUUGUGAGCUGGUUAACUCUGCCAAUGUACGGUCUUGAUUACGGAUGGGGCCAAGAGGUCUACAUGGGACCAGGCACGAAUGACCUCGAUGGGAACUCCCUGCUAUUGCUAGAUAAAAAUGAAGACGGCUCUCUAAUUCUAGCCACUUGUCAACAAGUGGCUCACAUGGAGGCCUUCAAGAAACACUUUUAUGAAGAUAUAUAGGGUUAUAGUCUUCAUGUAUUUAUGCUUGAUCAACAAAAAAGUAUUCAUGUAUUUAUGCUCGAUCAAAAAAAAAGUAUUCAUGUAUCUAUGCAUUUUCAUUUUCAUUAAGGAUGUUUCGAGUAGGGAUUCUACUCAUGAUGUGGUUCUUGAAUUGUAAUAACAAAAUUACGUAUCUUUAUAUACAAAUAAUUAAACCUUA
Molecule: messenger RNA, 1652 nt
Organism: Raphanus sativus (radish)
Lineage: Eukaryota; Viridiplantae; Streptophyta; Magnoliopsida; Brassicales; Brassicaceae
Product: spermidine hydroxycinnamoyl transferase-like
Exons: 2
Coding region: 98-1453 (451 amino acids)
Molecular function (GO): acyltransferase activity, transferring groups other than amino-acyl groups
Source: RefSeq, a predicted model, not a curated record